Molecule: messenger RNA, 582 nt
Organism: Dovyalis caffra
Lineage: Eukaryota; Viridiplantae; Streptophyta; Magnoliopsida; Malpighiales; Salicaceae
Source: the annotation of a GenBank genome assembly
AUGGAGGCAAAAACUUCUACUCAAUCAAUCACUGCAGGAACUGUAGAGAAGAAACAGAAUUCACCAAUGGACGCACAAAAUGACACCCAAAAUGCAGCACAGUCUUCAAUUGAAACUGAGAAAAGCGGAAAUGUGGAGGAGAAGAUCGCAAUUGAUUGUAAAAAGAAUGUGGGUGUAGUUGAGAAGUCAGGGUUAGCUAGUGAAAUGACAGUGGAAGCAGAGAAUCUGGGUUGCGAAGGAGGCAGAUGGAAGAGUAAGGUUUAUGCGUUUGUGGGUACGCUUCAUGAUGCCAAGAAGGCAUCGGAGAAGCACUCAAAAGUUGAGUUCUUCAGAAGGGAUAUCAAAGGCUCUCUUGCAGUGACUGGGAGUGUGAAAACGCGAAGCGGUUAUGUAGCCAUGUACGUGGGGAAAGAAGGUAAACGAUACGAAGUUCCAGUGAAAUAUCUUUCCAACCCAGUAUUCCAAGAACUGCUUAGGCGAUCGCAACAUCAAGAUCUCGACUACAAGAUUGAAGGGGCAAUUCGCAUUCCUCACUCUACCGCUUUUUUCGAUCAGUUCUUAAGGAUUAUGAAGGAAAAAUAG